CAGCAAUACGACUUAGAACUGUUCUUGCAAAACAACCUGAUCUCUUGCUCAAGCUCUGAAAGGAAAUAUUGACUUGGACUUACUCUCCUUUGUUUUUUUUCUGAUGUGCACCCUAGAUAUUGUUCAGGGAAGAAUUUAAGACUUCAUUGCAGAGGCCUUGGACUGAAGGUGGAAGAUAAACUCCUCUUCCUUGGGACUGCCCUGUAAGAGAGUAGAGAGAAUUGCAGCCAGACUUACUCAGGAUGAAUGAAACCUGCAUGUGAUCGACCAGUGACACUUCCAGACCUUGUGAAUGAGUUUUGUGAAGUAUGCAUCAAUUCUUUGGGAUCUGCAAGGAAAUUCUUUCAGUGCACACAAUUAAAGAAAGAAUGUGACAUUCCAGUGCAAGCUGGCAUCUGUUCUCCAGUCUGCGUGGAAGUUCCUUCGGAGACGGAGGCUGUGCAAGGAACUCACAUGAAGCUGCUCUGUAUCUCCUGCAUGAAGAGAGAGGAAGUGUCUGCAAGCACUGUGGUGGAAUGGUUCUACAAGACUGAAGGGGGGAAAGAUGAGCUGAUCUAUGAAUACAGAAAAGUUCACCAUGAAUUUCCAAGCCGCUUCAGUGGCCGGCUACAGUGGAAUGGGAGCAAAGACAUGCAGGAUGUGUCCAUCACUGUAUUAAAUGUGACCUUGAAUGACUCGGGGAUCUAUACCUGUAACGUCACCCGGGAGUUUGACUUUGAGAUCCAUCGCCCACUCUUCACAAGCUCCAGAUUGAUCCAUCUCACUGUGGUAGAGGAGGCUGGAGAAGAUUUCACGUCAGUCAUCUCUGAAAUUAUGAUGUACAUUCUUCUGGUCUUCCUUACUUUGUGGCUGCUGAUAGAAAUGGUCUAUUGCUACAGGAAGGUCUCCAAAGCAGAGGAGACUGUCCAGGAAAAUGCGACUGAUUACCUCGCCAUUCCCUCGGAAAACAAGGAAAACUGCGCUGUGCCUGUGGAGGAGUAGCCAAGGCUGUGACCUGCAAUAAGGGACUCUGAAGUUGGAAGGAUCAACUCACUCCAGCCAGGUUUGGGAGAACUCUAUGGCUCCGGGAGGAAAUAAGGGAAGGUGUAAAUUCUCUUCCAUUUGCCUUGGACAUUGCACAGCCUUGACUUCGGCUCCAGGACUCCAUUUGCUAACGGAUUCUCCUUUGAAGCAUGUUGAGCCAAGAAGGCUGGGGUAUGGGUAGCACUGCUCCUCCCUACGUUUUGCUCCCACUGUCAUUUAAUGGUCUUGUAAAUACUAGUAUCAUUUAUCAACCCUCACCAUGUUUCUUUGCAAAAUAUGUUAAUUUGACAUUGCUGUGCUCAGGGUGCUGUUGCAUUAUCCUGACACACAUGGUCAUCCGCAAGGUCAUUUUAGCAUGGUGCUCAACCUUUUGAGAGAACCUGAGCAGUCACUUUAAUUAUUAAAAAGAUACCGUAACUCGGCACCACCCAAUGCUUGCUGUCUCCCAUUCCAAUGCUUGCUCCCCAUGCUGCCCUGGACUUUAGGCUGCUGUUGCAAACAUAAGACAAGAUUUGGGGAAGCAGAAGGUUCACAGCAGCUUAGAGCUACACAAAAAUGUACGCUAACGCUCAGCAUGCAGAGAAUUAGUAGGCAGCAAUCCACAGUGCACUAGCUUGAUGUGCACCCCCACUCCUGCAUACAAGUUCCAUGGGGUGCUUUAACCUACUACAGAACACUUGUUACAUGGUAGCAGGGGUCACGCAGCAUGUGGCAACCUAGUGCAAUGUAGAUUUAUAGCCCAGCUUGCUGUAUACUAACCCUGUAUAGUCAUGCCCUUAAGCUGUACCACUGCUAGUUUGGGAUUCCCUUCCUAUAAGCUGCGACAAUUCCAAGAAGUGAUGUCUGUUUCACUUGGCGACCACUUGUCUCCAUUAGCUUUGUUCUGUUGACGUACGCCACAGGUAGUGUUUGCUUAUCAUGGAAAUAACCUGUAUCAAUGAGUGUCUUGCAACAACCACAGGAAAGCAGCCCUGAGAGAUACUCCUAUUUGAGGACACUUUGCUAAUUUAAGGAAGAGAGUAAAAGGCCGGAGCCCCUGAAGGGAGGAGAGAGAGUCUGCUUUAGGUAAGCAAGCAAAUGGACCGGACUGCUGAUUCCCACAUGGGGACAUGAGGAGGUGGCACUGGAAUUUGUGGAGCUUUUUAUAACUAACUAAAAAUUCCUGGCGGGACAGUUGCACCACCUAGAGGCAAACCGUGAUGCUUUUCUCCCCUAGCCAUUAAUAACGCAUUAUUAUUUCCUGUGAUAAUUAGUCACGAUGAAUACUCGGCGUUAGUCUGAUGUGACUCAUUAUUGCAGAGCAAUUCUCUUGUAAAUUAAGUGACACUUAUAUAGUACUAACACUGUGUAUAAAGAGUUGCAGAUACAGUGUCAAGGGGGGCAUGGGGCCUUUAUUAAAACAUUUCAGCACGGUGAUGGAGGUUUCCCAUGUAGAGGAGCAUUAAUCUUAGAAUCGGAGAUUACUGGGGCAACUAUUUGUAUGUAGAAGUGGCACAUGCAAGUGAGAUGCUGCUGAAUGCUGUUUUUCAGGAAAUAGGAGUUUUUGCUUCGAAGAGAUACUGUGAUAGCUACAGUGCCUCUUAUACAGCUUGCAAGAGUUAAAUGCACCUGCCACAGGGAUUCUUUGCUCCCAAAUAAAUAGACAAAGCACUCACUAACCCAGGCAUGCCUUCUGCAUACGGAAUUCCUCUACUUUGGUAGGCAUAAAUCACAGAGUGCACAAAUCCCUCGGAUGUGAGCUGAAGUUAGACAGGCCCAAACCAGAAUUCCUUGGUGGUGGUUAUUCAGAGACCCAACCAGGAUCAGAAGCUGCAGACUAUCCUGAUUUUUUUUUGUAACUCUAAACCCCAGUUCCAAACAGACCUGACCCAUAGGCUAUGUCUACACUGGCAGCUUCUUGCACAAGAACAACUGUUCUUGCACAAAAACUUGCCUGCUGUC
Molecule: messenger RNA, 2964 nt
Organism: Pelodiscus sinensis (Chinese soft-shelled turtle)
Lineage: Eukaryota; Metazoa; Chordata; Testudines; Trionychidae
Gene: SCN3B
Product: sodium voltage-gated channel beta subunit 3
Biological process (GO): sodium ion transport; regulation of heart rate by cardiac conduction; ventricular cardiac muscle cell action potential
Cellular component (GO): voltage-gated sodium channel complex
Molecular function (GO): transmembrane transporter binding; sodium channel inhibitor activity
Source: RefSeq, a predicted model, not a curated record